Thamnophis sirtalis is the source of this 2342-nucleotide messenger RNA. RefSeq names its product proline rich and Gla domain 2 (gene PRRG2). Gene Ontology annotation, molecular function: calcium ion binding. Gene Ontology annotation, cellular component: plasma membrane; extracellular region. The record is from RefSeq and is a predicted model, not a curated record. Lineage: Eukaryota; Metazoa; Chordata; Lepidosauria; Squamata; Natricidae.
UCAGAUCUGAACUUUUGGUAGCGCCUGACUCCACUCAGAAGACGCUUGCUCUUAUUUCAACCUUUCCUCUCUGGCCUGCUGCCAUAGAUGAGGAUGCAUUUAUCCCCCUAUCACUCACUAAAGCAAAGCUUGCCUUCAGACAGUUCAGAUCUGACUUUCUAACGGGGACAAGCAAGUGGAAUCCAAGAAGAGCCGAGUGCUUCUGCCAAGAUACUGUUUUCCAUUCGUUCCAUACAGGAUCUACCAUGCGGAGCUUUUUAUGUCUUCUUUUCCUGUUCAAAAUUCUAGUCCCUAGUUUUGCUGCCUCCCUCCAUAGACAACUUGACCAGGAACAGAUUGAAGAAGUGUUCUUGGAUGCCACGUCUGCAAAGAAAUUCUUGAGCCGUAAGAUUCUUUAUAACCACUGGGAUUUUGAGCUGAUUGUGCGUGAUAACUUGGAGCGUGAAUGCAUAGAAGAAGUUUGCAGCUAUGAAGAAGCUCGGGAAGUCUUCGAAGACGACAUAAAAACAAUGAAUUUUUGGAACAACUAUAGAAAAGAAGCAGGAAAUCCUGGAAUAGAUGUGGCAGGCCUGGUGGCUGGCCUGAUUGCAGCUUUGGUGGCUAUUGUCAUGUUUAUAAUUGUGGCCAUGUAUUGUAUCAAAUAUCGGGCUAAAGAGAGAAAUCGAUCCAGAAGAACGCAGGAAAAUUUGAAUCCAGGGAUUCCCCUUACCUGCUUUGAUGAUGAGCCCAAGCCAGAAUCUGCACCUGGGCUUCCUUCUUAUGAGCAAGCAAUGGCAGCUUCAGGGGUGCACGAUGCGCCACCCCCACCUUACAACAGGAAUAGCAAUUUGACUCGGCCAACCUGAGUUUUCAACAGCCGGAUAAAUAUUCUUGAAAUACCUAUUUCAUCUUUGCAAAAGACACUAUGCACACCCUUGCAACAUAGCCAAGGCAGGGAGCACAUGUGACUUUGAAGCAGACAAUUAAUGCAUACUGGAUAUGAAGCUGCAGUAUGUGGAGACUGUGUAUGAGUGGCAGGUGUGUGCAGAAGAGGAUAUUGCAACAUGUUUUGGUUGAGAAAUUAAAAUCUAAAAUUGCAAAUGUACAUAUUAGGACCGAUAUCACUAGGUUAAUGUGAAAGUGAAAUGCUAAUUUGCACAGAGUUCCUCCUCCCAUUUCCCCCCCUCUUCCAUUCAUCUUAUGAAUGAAUUUUUUAUAACCGUCUUUUCUAUCAACAUAUGAUUAUGCAAGGAUUAUAUUAAGGAUAAAUAAAAAAUAGUUUUAUUUGGAGGUAAACAUGACUGAUCGUGGCAGACUAAUUAAUAUAAUAGGAAUUGCAAGCUGGUAUAAAAAAAAUCUUAAAUAGCUCAAGACAGAGAUUCAGUUUGGAGAAACUGCUCUGGAUUAUACAAGCUCAGACUUCUAUUCAAGUGCAGAAAGAAUAGAGAUAUUACAAGUUGUCUUCUGUGAUUGGCAUGCAGUAUAAAAAACAGGAAUGGCUAGCUUGAUGUAUUCAUUGGCAACAUUACAUUUUGCCCCUGCUUGUUCCAAAGAAUAGUAUUUGUUAUGGCCACUGACUUAGCAAAAUUCAUGAUCUAUUCUAGAGACUGUUCUAAGAGCAGAACAUAGAAGAAGCUGACUUAGAUCACAUCAGGUUAUUUGACCAUUUGGCCCAGUGUUAUUGCUUGACUCACAUCUGCUCUCCAGAAGCCUCAGCAGUGAAAGGCUUCUCCCUCCACAGCUGCCUGAUCCAUUUAAAAAUUUGGUCUGGAUUAAGUUUGAUUUUAUUUGUAUACAAAGCGGGUUCCCCAUUUCUAAGCUCUGUUCCCCUCUUAACCUGAAGACAGACACGCCCACGCACUCUUCAAAACUGGUCCUGAGAAUUUUAUUAGGGAAGGCAGAUUAGCAAUGCAAAUUGGAGCACAGGUAUUUCAAGACAAGUAGGAAAUUUAGCCAGAGGUGGAAAACAAGUAAGAAAGUCCUAUCAACCACAGAACAUAGGUGCACCUCUGCAGUGAUGUAAGCAUGAAAGAGUGGGAACAAAACAUGUUUAUAAAUACUUCUAAGAGCUAUAUUGCACAGCUGUCUAGAGCACAAGAUGAGAAUGAAAUGAGAAUGAUGAUGUAGUUGGACAAAAACCCAUAAGCACAGAUGUUAAAUUCAUAUCUGCCCUGCCUUUCCACUUAUUUGUCAUGAAAUAUUGUUUGCGUGGCUAUGAGUACAAUAGAGAGAACACUCCAACAGAGCUGUAAGGAAGGAGAAGCAGUUUGCUGAGUGUUGGCGAACAAUAAUGUGACCAAUUAAAUGAGUAAUCUGUGAAUCUUUUAACAUGAUUUCUAUGGAAAAUAAAAUUUUAAAAGCUG